AUGGCAACGAAUACAGACACAACUACAACACCUACUACUAAAAUCGAUUUUUCCGUAGCUGGUGAAACGAUUCAAUUCGGAAAUAACGAAAAAAAUAUUUUAGCUUAUUGGAAGCAAAUAAAUGCAUUCGAAACAAGUAAUAAGUUAUCAAAAGAUCGGCCAAGAUAUACAUUUUAUGAUGGUCCACCAUUCGCUACUGGUCUUCCACAUUAUGGACAUAUUUUAGCUGGAACAAUUAAAGAUACAGUUACUCGAUGGGCUUAUCAAACAGGACAUCAUGUUGAACGUCGAUUUGGUUGGGAUUGUCAUGGCUUACCAGUGGAAUACGAAAUCGAUAAAACACUUGAUAUUAAAGGUCCUGACGAUGUAGCUAAAAUGGGUAUUGCUACGUAUAACAAUCAUUGUCGACAAAUUGUUAUGCGAUAUGCACACGAAUGGGAAGAUAUUGUUGAUCGUAUGGGUCGAUGGAUUGAUUUUCGACGAGAUUAUAAAACUAUGUAUCCUUGGUUUAUGGAAUCAGUUUGGUUUAUUUUUAAACAAUUAUAUGAAAAAGGUUUUGUUUAUCGAGGCUUUAAAGUAAUGCCUUAUUCAAUGGGUUGUUGUACUCCACUAUCAAAUUUUGAAGCAGGUCAAAAUUAUAGAGAUGUUGAUGAUCCAGCUGUUUGGGUAUCAUUUCCACUUGUUGAUGAUCCAACAGUUAAACUUGUUGCUUGGACAACAACACCAUGGACAUUACCAUCAAAUCUUGCACUUUGUGUUAAUCCGAAUUCAACUUAUGUCAAAAUUCUUGAUAAAACUAAGCAUGAAGUUUUUAUUUUAAUGGAAAAACGUGUAUCUGAACUUUAUAAAAAACCUGAUAGUUAUCAAGUGCUAGAAAGUUUCAAAGGAUCUCAUUUGAAUGGAAUGCAUUAUACACCAUUAUUUCCUUAUUUUGCUCAUGUUAAAACAGCAUUUCAUGUAUUAUGCGAUGAUUAUGUAACAGAAGAUAGUGGUACAGGUGUUGUUCAUCAAGCUCCAUAUUUUGGAGAAGAUGAUUAUCGUGUUUGUCUUGCACAUGGUGUUAUUAAUAAAGAUACAGGACCUGUUGUUUGUCCAAUUGAUGCUCAAUGUCGAUUUACUGAUGAAGUUAAAGAUUUUCAAGGACAAGAUGUAAAACAUGCUGAUAAAGCUAUUAUAAAAUAUUUAAAAGAAGCUAAAAGACUUGUUCAUCAAUCAGUUAUGAAACAUUCAUAUCCAUUUUGUUGGAGAAGUGAUACACCAUUAAUUUAUCGUGCCGUUCCAUCUUGGUUUAUUCGUGUCGAAGGAAUGGUUGAUCGAUUAUUAGCAAAUAAUAGCAAAGCAUAUUGGGUACCUGAUUUUGUUAAAGAAAAACGUUUUGCUAAUUGGCUACGUGAUGCACGUGAUUGGGCUAUUUCACGAAAUCGUUAUUGGGGCAAUCCAAUGCCAUUAUGGAUUAGUGAUGAUGGACAAGAAAUUGUUUGUGUUGGUUCAAUUGAAGAAUUAAAACAAUUAUCUGGAGUUUCUGUUGAUGAUAUUCAUCGUGAAGUUGUUGAUGAAAUAACAAUUCCAUCACGAUUAGGUAAAGGUUUAUUACGUCGUAUACCUGAAGUAUUUGAUUGUUGGUUUGAAUCUGGUUCAAUGCCUUAUGCACAAGUUCAUUAUCCAUUUGAUGGACGUCGUACAUUUAUGGAUACAUUUCCAGCUGAUUUUAUUGCUGAAGGUAUUGAUCAAACACGUGGAUGGUUUUAUACAUUAUUAGUUAUUUCAACGGCUUUAUUUGAUCAACCACCAUUUAAAAAUUUAAUUGUUAAUGGCAUUGUUUUAGCAAGUAAUGGAGAAAAAAUGUCAAAAAGAAAGAAAAAUUAUCCUGAUCCAACAAAAAUUUUUGAUGAAUAUGGUGCUGAUGCACUUAGACUUUAUUUAAUAACAUCACCGGUUGUACGUGGUGAAUCACUUAAAUUUAAAGAAGAAGGUGUUCGAGAUAUUCUUAAAGAUGUAUUUUUACCUUGGUAUAAUGCAUUACGUCUUCUUAUUCAAUCAUGUGAUCAAUUAAAAAUUGAUAGAAAAGUUAAUUUUAUUUAUGAUGAAAAACGUUUAUAUGCAUCAAUGUCAUCAAAUACAAAUGUUAUGGAUACAUGGAUUGUAUCUUAUACACAAACAUUAUUGGAUUUUGUUAAACAAGAAAUGGAUGCUUACCGUUUGUAUACAGUGGUACCUCGUCUUGUUAAAUAUAUUGACAUGUUAACCAACUGGUAUGUCAAAUUGAAUAAGAAACGGUUUAAGGGUGAAACAAUCUUAGAAGAUUGUCUUGUUUCAUUAAAUGUCCUUUGUUAUAUUCUUUUAACAAUGGCUAAAUUAAUGGCACCAUUUACACCAUUUCUUGCUGAAUAUAUGUAUCAAAUCUUAAGAAAAUUAAUGCCACAAUCAUCAUCUUCUUCUGAACAAGAAUUAAGUGUUCAUUUUCAAAUGAUUCCAAAAUCACAUCAUUCAUUGGUAAAUAAAGAUAUCGAACGUGCUGUAGCUGCUGUACAAACAGUUAUUGGAUUAGGUCGAGUUGUACGGGAACGAAAAGUUGUUCCCAUGAAAUAUCCAUUACCAGAAUUUGUUGUUAUACACAAAGAUCCAUCCGUAUUGAAAGAUGUUGAAUCAUUAGAAGAUUUUGUUCGAGAAGGUUUAAAUGUACGCAAAGUAACAUUAUCACAAGAUCGUGAACUUUAUGGUGUUGAAAUGCGUGCUGAACCAAAUUAUCCAACAUUAGGCAAAAAAGCUGGUGCCAAAGUUAAAUCAUUAACUCAACAAAUUCGCGACAUGUCUGAUGCAGAUAUUGAAAAAUUGUUAUCAAAAGGUCAAGAUGAAAGUCCAUUAACAAUAAUUGAUGAAGUACCAAUUGAAUCGGAAGAUGUUCAUAUUGUUUAUCGUGUAGCGAAACAAACACGAUUUGAGGCUACUGCUGAACAAGGAUUUGUUGUUUUACUUGAUUAUACAGCUGAUGCGGCAUUAAAAGAUGAAGGUCUUAUUCAUGAAAUUACAAGUCGAGUUCAAAAACUUCGAAAAGAGGCUAAAUUAAUUCCAACUGAUGACAUUACCAUUUAUUAUUCAGUAGAACCACCAACAAGUGAAAUUGCUCGUGUUGCAUCUGAACAACGAGAUGAAAUUGAAGCUAUUCUUAAAAAACCAUUCGUUCCAUUGAGCAAUUUAACGAAUAAAGAAAAUAGCAAUAUGGUGAAAGAUGGUGAAAUUGACUUCGUCAUCACUCUCCAUACAGAAUCAAAAUGA
This is a messenger RNA of Rotaria sp. Silwood1, 3276 nucleotides long. The record is from the annotation of a GenBank genome assembly. Lineage: Eukaryota; Metazoa; Rotifera; Eurotatoria; Philodinida; Philodinidae.